Molecule: messenger RNA, 2910 nt
Organism: Papilio xuthus (Asian swallowtail)
Lineage: Eukaryota; Metazoa; Arthropoda; Insecta; Lepidoptera; Papilionidae
Gene: Sqor
Product: Sulfide quinone oxidoreductase
Exons: 16
Coding region: 213-2897 (894 amino acids)
Cellular component (GO): mitochondrion
Molecular function (GO): sulfide:quinone oxidoreductase activity; FAD binding
Source: RefSeq, a predicted model, not a curated record
ACAGGUGACAGAAAAAUAUCAACAAAACAUCUGUGGUUUAUCAUCGAUAUAUUUAUUAUUAUCAUAUUGAAUUAUCGCUCUUCGUAGGUAACACAGCUUUUUCGUUACGCAAGUAAAGUAACACAAUCAUUCAGCAUCCGAACUCCUUCGAUACCGGACAAGUGCACUUCUAAUGUGAACGAUUUAUAUGUGUGAAAAAACAAAUUUUAACGAUGAAUAAUCUUAUAUUGCGACUACAGAACACAAAAAUAAUCUCAACAUCCAUUAGAAGUUUGUCUUUAUCAGCUUCUCUUAAUAAAAAUUAUUCAUGCAAACUGCUAGUGGUCGGAGGAGGGUCAGGAGGCUGUACUAUAGCUGCUAAAUUCACCAAAAGACUCAAAAAAGAUUCUGUCAUUGUUUUGGAGCCUAGUUCGAAACACUACUAUCAACCAUUGUUCACACUGGUCGGUGCUGGUGUGAAACCAGUGUCGUCUACAUGUAGAUCUGAAAAAAGCGUGCUACCAGCCGCCGCUAAAUGGAUACAGGAUUCCGCGCAGUGUAUUGACGCUGAGAACUGCCGCGUUACCACUGCGAAUGGUGACGUCAUCAACUACGAGUACAUCGUUAUUGCGGUCGGCUUGAACAAUGACUAUAGCAAGGUUCCCGGUCUGAGCGAGGCUCUGAAGGACGAGAACAGCGGUGUGUCGACUAUAUUCGACGCGGCGUACUGUGAGAAGACAUGGCGCGACAUGCAGAGGUUCAAGGGUGGUAACGCUAUCUUUACUUACCCCAACUCACCCCUCAAGUGUCCCGGCGCGCCGCAGAAGAUUGCCUACUUAGCUGAUUCGUAUUUCACUAAGGUGAAUGUUCGUUCAAAAGCUAACAUAGUGUACAACACAUGCCUGCCUGUGAUAUUCGGCGUCAAGAAGUAUGCAGAUGUUUUGCUCAAAGUUGUAGAGAGGAAGAAUAUUCAGGUCAACUACAAGACCGUUCUCAAGCAGCUCGACCACACCAAGAGAGAAGCUGUGUUCUACUGCACUCAGGAUACUAGUAAGGAGUUGACAAUGCCAUACGGCAUGUUGCACGUAGCUCCCCCCAUGUGCACGCCGGACUUCCUCCGCAACAGUCCGGGUAUAGUGGACGCGGCGGGAUUCCUCACUGUAGACAAGUUCACGCUGCAACAUGAAAAGUAUAACAAUAUGUACGGCAUUGGAGACUGCACUAAUACUCCUAACAGCAAGACUGCUGCAGCUAUUGCAAAACAAAGCUACGUGUUAGAACAUAAUCUGAUGCAGACAAUGAAGAAGGAUCACCCCACUGAGCAGUACAACGGGUACGGAGCCUGUCCCCUCGUCACCUCCUACAAUACCUGCAUCAUCGCUGAGUUCCUAUACGAUGGUGUACCUAGAGAAACAUUCCCCAUUAAUCAGGCACGGGAGAGUAUAAUGGCAUACUAUAUGAAAAGAGAUCUUUUUCCCUUCCUUUAUUGGCAUUUUAUGCUAAAAGGUAAUUACAACGGCCCAGAGUUUGUGAGGAGAAUCAUCAAUCCUUUCGCUUAUUCAACAACCCUGAGAAAAUAUGAUUUAAUAAAGAAAAACAAUUAUUCAAUGGCCACUUUAUUGUGGAAACAAAGAAAUAUAUUAUGGUCAUCAUGUAGGCAGUACUAUAGUAUGGCAAUGAGCCAUCAAAAAUACAAAUGUAAAGUUGUAAUAGUCGGAGGCGGUGCCGGCGGCUGCAGCAUAGCGUGGAGACUGGCAAGACUAUUGAGAGGCAAAGAUAUCAUCGUUUUAGAGCCGUCUGAGGUUCAUUUCUACCAGCCAAUGUUUUCGCUUGUCGGAGCCGGUAUAAAGCCAUAUUCAGACAGUCACAGACCUCUGCAGGCGUUAAUACCAGAAGAUGUGAUAUGGAUCAAAGACCAUGCAGACGGAUUCGAUCCUAGCCACAACGUGGUACACACGCGGUGGGGCAAAAAGAUUCAUUACGAAUUUAUGGUGGUAGCAGUCGGCUUGAAAAAUGACUACGAUAAGAUUCCAGGUCUAGUGAAGGCACUGGACGACCCCACAAGUUGUGUCAACUCGACGUUUAGUUCGCAGUACUGCGAGAAGACGUGGCGCUGCGUGCGCGGCUUCGGCGGCGGCCAUGUGCUGUUCACCUUCCCCAGACAGGUUGGCAAGUGCUCAGGGGCUGCACUCAAGAUUAUGUUCCUCUCUGAUGAUCAUUGGAGACGGCAAAAACUAGAAGAGAGAACGAAUAUAACAUUUGUGACGGGUGGGGACAUGCUGUUCGGGGUACAGAAGUACUCUGCGGCACUACACAAAAUAACAGUGCGCAAGAAUAUAGCUGUCAAUCGUAGUCUAGAAUUAAUGGAGCUCAGCAAGACAGGCGCUACUUUCAUCACAAAUAAUGGACAGUGUAUAACAUUCCCAUAUGCAUUCUUGCACGUGACUCCGCCCAUGUCCCCGCCCACCUGUCUUAGUUCGUGCGCACACCUGACCUCUGACGAGGGCUAUCUGGAUGUCGACAAGUACACCCUGCAGCACAAGUUGUACCCUAAUAUUUACGGUGUAGGAGACUGUAUCAAUACAACUAAUAGUAAAACUGCUGCCGCUGUUGCACGUCAAAGUUAUGUAGUGGCACGUAAUUUGUCAAAAACAAUGGAGGGAAAGCCUCCUGUUGUUAAAUACGAAGGAUACGGCGCUUGUCCCGUGAUGACGUCAUAUGUCAGGGGAAUACUUGCAGAAUCUGUUUAUGACAAGAAACCUUUCGAGACGUUCCCAUUCGAUCAGAGCAAUGAACACAAACUUAUCGCUUUUUUAACUAAAACCUAUCUACCAUAUUUGUAUUGGAACAAAUUAAUAAAAGGCAAAUGGAACGGACCUUUAACUCUGCGCAAAAUAAUCAAUCCUUUAAGAAAAUAAACAAACAUGAUAU